Messenger RNA from Zophobas morio, 1960 nucleotides. Its product is annotated as vertebrate ancient opsin-like. Bases 808 to 1893 code for a protein of 361 amino acids. Gene Ontology annotation, biological process: phototransduction; cellular response to light stimulus; G protein-coupled receptor signaling pathway. Gene Ontology annotation, molecular function: G protein-coupled photoreceptor activity. The transcript is spliced from 6 exons. NCBI's taxonomy places the organism in Eukaryota, Metazoa, Arthropoda, Insecta, Coleoptera, Tenebrionidae. The record is from RefSeq and is a predicted model, not a curated record. Gene Ontology annotation, cellular component: plasma membrane; photoreceptor outer segment.
AAAAUGUUUUCGCAUUUUACACAGCUUUGUUGUAACUUUAGUAAAAAGGAAACACCAAAAUAGUACUGUCCGUAACGUCAAAAUUAGUUUUGAUUUAAAAGCUAUAUACUUCGUCUGUGUACCUACAGCUUGACUCGAUAAUUUUUUUCCGGAUUGGUCUAAAGAUUGAGUUAUAAGAUAACUAUAUAAAUUUACGAAAGCUUUUGCGUCAUUUGGUUCGAGAAUGAGAAACGGGUAGAAAGCUGAAUUAUACACCGGAAAAUUACUGACUAAUUCAAUCUGAAACCCUAAAAAGAGUCGACAAAAAGGAUACAAACUGAACUGAAUAAACAUCAAUUUAUUUCAUUUAAUAAAACCAGACCUUAUUAUGAACACUGUCUUGAACACUUAAUUUAAUCUCGUGUUGGAGCUGUAAGUUUUUCCAAGAGAAGUUUAAAUGUUUAACAAACUGUUAAUUAAUGUAACUUAAUUUUCACCGAAUGCCCACUGUAUUGUCACAUUAAAUAAUUUCUCUAAAUGCAGAGGUACGCCAAGAUUUUGUCAAAUUCUGUUAAAAUCUGGUUUAAUUAAUGAUUACUUAAAUGAAUAAAAAAUGCAGUUGUAGUCUACCAGUGUUUGCGUCGACGCGUUCGAUCUUACUACAAAUUUAAUUGGAGAUUUCAGUUAGAUGUGGCUUUUCAUGUCGGGAUGUUGUAAAUUCAUUGUCAGUCAAUAGCGUAGUUACCAUAGACAAACUUCACCAAUAUUUCAACGAUUUUAACAAAAGCUGUUUACUAAAAGUUUAAUUUAAUCUGAAUUGAAAUCCGCAUGACGGCUUUAAAUUUUUCUGAGCUGAAUAAAAACACCAACGCUUCACAAGAACUAUUAAUCUCAGUUGAAAGCUACACUGUAGUAGCAUUAAUUUUGUUUUUCAUUGGAUUAUUUGGAUUUUCUUUAAAUUUGUCAGUGAUAGUUUUUAUGUGGAAAGAAAAACAGCUGUGGACCCCUUUAAAUAUAAUCCUCUUCAAUUUGGUUUUUAGCGAUUUUUUAGUGUCAAUUUUAGGAAAUCCAUGGGCAUUUAUUUCAGCGAUCAAUUAUAGAUGGGUAUUUGGAAGAAUCGGAUGUGUAUUGUAUGGUUUUAUAAUGUCAUUUUUAGGUAUCAAUUCUGUUACAACUUUAACUGCACUUGCUUUUGAACGAUACUUGCUGAUUGCUCGCCCAUUUCGCAACUCUGGAUUGAAUUUCCAACAUGCUCAUACUUUAGUGCUGUUUCUAUGGUUUUAUUCUUUAUUUUUAACAGUACCACCUCUGUUAGGAUGGGGUGAAUACGUUAAUGAAGCAGCUGAUGUAAGCUGUUCCGUAAACUGGGAGAAAAAAAGCAUAAAUUCCAUGACGUACAUUACCUAUCUCUUUAUAUUCGGCCUCUUCAUCCCUCUUUUGAUUAUAACGUUCAGUUAUGUAAACAUUAUAAACAGGAUGAGACGAAACGCUUUCAGGAUGGGUCAAGUAACUAAAGCCGAACGCAAAGUGUCAUACAUGAUUCUCUUAAUGAUAAUAGCUUUCCUAACAGCUUGGAGUCCAUACGCCAUUUUCGCCCUUAUUAUACAGUUUGGUAAUUCAUCUGGUAUAACCCCGGGAAUAGCAGUGAUUCCUUCGUUAUUAGCAAAAAGCAGCAUUUGUUAUAAUCCUCUCAUUUAUAUUGGACUGAAUGUUCAGUUUCAGCAAACGUGGAAACAAACUCAAGAAAAGCGUAAAAAGGAUUAUUCGGUUGAGGUUUUACCUACAUCUGGGAUAAUUUCGCGCGACACAAAUGUUGUAUUUCCAGGAAAAGCAAGACACGGGAAACCUGUAAAUGAAAAUACGAAAACAUCAAACUCAUCUCAAGAUAUUCCGACACUUAUCACAACGAUUUAGAGAGACGAAGACUACGUCAUUUUUGAAUGAAUUAUUAACAGAAAAAUUAAUAAAUGUAUUAAUUAAU